This is a messenger RNA of Aspergillus chevalieri, 411 nucleotides long. RefSeq lists its product as uncharacterized. Bases 1 to 411 code for a protein of 136 amino acids. Lineage: Eukaryota; Fungi; Ascomycota; Eurotiomycetes; Eurotiales; Aspergillaceae. The record is from RefSeq and is a predicted model, not a curated record. The transcript has 2 exons.
AUGUGUGGUCCUACUCGUCCUAGCUCCGGCGGCCGUAUCGCCGUCCUCUUUCCAGCUUCUUCUUCCGCGGCCAACUCCUACUCUGUCCUCUUCCAUAACAGCAAAGAAAACACACAAGCUACCUUUCGCGCCGACAAUAACGACAUAGAAUCUCUCGCUGCGCUCCGGGAUUGUUCUGCAAUUGACUUGCGGAUAGAGAAAUACGGAGAUCUCACAUCCUCACCGACAUUAACAUCGACACCGCUGCAUGUCUUCCGCCUGAGACCUCAACCCGGGGCAUCCAAAAUGGAGAUGGAGUGCGAGUUACCCGAACGGUUGGACCUAGGGAUUUCAGAGACAGGAAUUGUAGGGAGGCAGGUUACGGUUGUUGCGAAUGGGAGGAUGGGGAUGGGGGUUGUUGGAUAUGAUUAA